Messenger RNA from Thecamonas trahens ATCC 50062, 663 nucleotides. RefSeq lists its product as uncharacterized. The record is from RefSeq and is a predicted model, not a curated record. The transcript has a single exon. Lineage: Eukaryota; Apusomonadida; Apusomonadidae. The coding region runs from base 1 to 663 and encodes 220 amino acids.
AUGGCGGCGGCGGCGGCAGCGGCGGACGAGACCGACUACUACCAGCUGCUGGGCGUGUCAAGGUCGGCGACACCCAAGGCUGUGGAUGCUGGGUAUGAAGCUGCGCAUGCACAGAUCAUGGCGGGAGAGGUCGGCACGAGGUCGCGCAAGGAUGCACUGCUGGCCAUCAAUCAAGCUUACGCAGUGUUGGCCGAUGCAGAGGCGCGUGCAGAGUAUGAUGCGGCGAGAGCCGACGCUCUGGCAGACGAGGCCGACGCGAGCCGGCGGGCGCAGGUGCUGAAGGAGGCCAAAGAGGUCGAGAUGAAGCGGCAGGAGCGUCGCAGGGUGCCGGGCACAGAAAAGGUGCGGUACUCGCGGAACGAGCCGCCGGCCUUCAACAUGGAUCCCAACUGCAUCCACUGCAUGAGCAACGAGCACGGCGUCGAGGUCAUCCACUCGGCCACCGGCGUCGACAAGUUCCUCGCGACCUUUGAUACCUUCCUCUGCUCCUUCCUCUGCCCCAUCCCUAUCUCACCCGAGCUCAGUCUCACUCUCUUUAUCAUCGGCUCGGUCGUCUUCUUUGUCGGUACCCUCUUCCUCUGCGGCAAACUGUUCGGCUGCAAGGAGCCGCCCACAAGCGAGACUGACUCUGCCCACGGCGACGACCAUGCUCACUCCGAGUAG